This is a messenger RNA of Lactuca sativa (garden lettuce), 1506 nucleotides long. RefSeq names its product pyruvate dehydrogenase E1 component subunit beta-1, mitochondrial. Gene Ontology annotation, molecular function: pyruvate dehydrogenase (acetyl-transferring) activity. Gene Ontology annotation, cellular component: pyruvate dehydrogenase complex. Gene Ontology annotation, biological process: pyruvate decarboxylation to acetyl-CoA. The record is from RefSeq and is a predicted model, not a curated record. NCBI's taxonomy places the organism in Eukaryota, Viridiplantae, Streptophyta, Magnoliopsida, Asterales, Asteraceae.
GCAGUUGGGCUUUUGCCUUUUAGAGUCAAAAAUGGGCUGCCACUGAAGGUACAGUCCCGAUGUCCAAAGAAACAAACAGAGGAGUUGUGUUUUGUGUAUCUAUAUUCCAGUAUCGUUUAUAAAGGGAGGGAGACAUACAUCAAGUGGUUCAACGAUUCGUAGAUUGUCGUCAACUUCGGCCAGCUCUUCCUAUUUUGCCGCUGAUCGGAAAGUUGUGAGUAGGAAAGAAGAUGUGGGGGCUUAUAAGGCAAGAAGUUGGUGCCAGGGGCUUAUCUGCUUUGGUCUCUGGGAGUUAUGUGCAGAGUUUAAGGCCUGUAGCAGCAACUAGAAGACAUUAUUCAUCUGCAACAAAGGAGAUGACAGUAAGAGAUGCUCUCAACUCUGCUCUUGAUGAGGAAAUGGCUGCUGACCCUAAUGUGUUUAUUAUGGGUGAAGAGGUUGGAGAAUACCAAGGUGCAUACAAGAUAUCCAAGGGAUUAUUGGACAAAUAUGGUCCUGAGAGGGUUGUUGACACGCCUAUCACAGAGGCUGGGUUUGCAGGGAUUGGUGUUGGUUCGGCAUAUCAUGGUCUGAGGCCUGUUAUAGAGUUUAUGACUUUCAACUUCUCCAUGCAGGCAAUUGAUCAUAUCAUCAAUUCUGCAGCAAAGUCCAACUACAUGUCUGCCGGCCAGAUCAAUGUGCCCAUUGUAUUCAGAGGACCAAAUGGUCCUGCUGCUGGUGUUGGUGCCCAACAUUCACAGUGUUAUGGUGCAUGGUACGGUUCAGUCCCUGGCUUGAAGGUGCUUGUACCUUACUCCUCUGAAGAUGCUCGUGGACUUCUAAAAGCUGCAAUCAGAGACCCUGACCCUGUUGUUUUCCUUGAGAACGAGCUCUUAUAUGGUGAGUCGUUCCCAAUUUCUGCUGAAGCCCUAGAUUCAAGUUUCUGCCUCCCCAUAGGAAAAGCCAAGAUUGAAAGAGAAGGAACAGAUAUCACAAUCACAGCUUUCUCCAAGAUGGUGGGAUAUGCUCUUAAGGCUGCAGAAAUACUUGAAAAGGAAGGGAUAAGUGCGGAGAUAAUAAACCUGCGGUCGAUCAGGCCACUAGAUAGAGCCACAAUAAACGCCUCUGUCAGGAAAACAAACCGACUGGUGACUGUGGAGGAAGGCUUUCCUCAGCAUGGUGUUGGGGCUGAAAUCUGUGCAUCGGUGGUUGAGGAUAGCUUUGCUUAUCUUGAUGCACCUGUGGAGAGGAUCGCCGGGGCUGAUGUUCCCACGCCUUAUGCUGCUAAUCUUGAGAGAUCUGCUUUUCCUCAGAUUGAGGACAUUGUUCGUGCAGCUAAAAGAGUAUGCUACAGAUCUGUACCCAUGGCUGCAACCGCUUAACUUUAAUUAAUUAUGCCAUUUUUCUUUCCCAUCCAUCCAAGUUUUGGGUUUUCUACCUUACCUGUACUUGUACAUGUCUUCCAAAAGAGUUAAAAGACAUGAUGUUUUUAAUAAGCUUGAAAGUUUAACUUUCCUUUUUUCUUCA